GAAAAACUAAAGAGUAACACAUAAAGAAAAGUUGUAGGCAAGGGGGGGAGAAGAUCUAACUCCAACUUAAAGAUCAAAGAUCAUCAACCAUGAUCAAAACCGUUCAAGAAGAUUUCCGCAACCAUGAAUCGAGGAUUGUAAAGUCGAUAAGUCUUUGAUCCAGGCUCAAUUCCAAGAUGAACAAGGGUUUGAGAACUAUCAUCAAGUUUCCCUAGAAGAAUUGGGUCAACCUUGGCAUGCGCAAUACAGCCAAAGACCCUGAUGUGUCCUAUAUUCGGUUUUCUUCCUUUUAGACAUUCAUACAGUGUCUGAUUCAUGAGAAAAAGCAUCGGUUUUCGUUCCUAUCACGAAGCCAAAGAAGCUUUCCAUUACGAUCAUCGCCAUGACUGUGCUCUCAUCUGCAGAUCGAGUUGCAGAUAAUGGUGAGAAGAAGGUGAAGAGUUCGUAUUUUGAUUUGCAGUCUAUGGAAAUAUCUGUAGCGUUUCCUCAAGCAACCCCAGCCUCUAAGUUCCCACCCUGCACUUCAGACUAUUAUCAUUUCGAUGAUCUAUUGACUCCAGAGGAACAGGCUGUUCGGAAGAGGGUGAGAGAGUUCAUGGAGAAAGAAGUUGCUCCCAUUAUGACUGAGUACUGGGAGAAGGCAGAGUUUCCUUUCCAUAUCAUUCCAAAGUUUGGAGCUUUGGGUGUUGCUGGUGGCUCCAUCAAGGGUUAUGGUUGUCCUGGCCUCUCCAUCACAGCGAACGCUAUUGCAACUGCAGAAAUAUCUAGAGUUGAUGCAAGCUGUGGGACUUUUAAUUUGGUGCAUACCUCUUUAGGCAUGCUCACUAUUGCACUUUGUGGAUCAGAAGCCCAGAAGCAGAAAUAUUUGCCUGAUUUGGCUCAGAUGAAAACUGUGACUUGUUGGGCCUUGACAGAACCUGACAAUGGAAGUGAUGGAAGUGCUCUAAAAACAACUGCCACAAAGGUUGAAGGAGGUUGGGUACUUGAGGGACAAAAGCGUUGGAUUGGAAACAGCACCUUUGCAGAUCUUUUAGUCAUCCUCGCUAGGAAUACGACAACAAACCAAGUCAACGGAUUCUUAGUCCAGAAAGAUGCGCCUGGCCUAACGGUUACUAAGAUCCCGAAUAAAAUAGGUUUACGUAUUGUUCAGAAUGGAGACAUUCUACUACAGAAUGUCUUUGUUCCGGAUGAGGAGCGGUUACCUGGGGUAAAUUCAUUUCAGGACACAAGCAAGGUCUUGGCUGUCUCACGUGUAAUGGUGGCCUGGCAACCAAUUGGUAUAUCAAUGGGAGUCUACGAUAUGUGUCACAGGUAUCUAAAGGAGAGGAAACAGUUUGGAGCACCGUUGGCUGCUUUCCAGAUAAACCAACAGACGCUUGUGAAGAUGCUGGGAAAUGUUCAAGCGAUGUUUAUGAUGGGUUGGCGCCUCUGCAAGCUAUAUGAGACGGGUCAGAUGACUCCAGGUCAAGCCAGUUUAGGAAAGGCAUGGAUUACAUCCAAGGCAAGGGAAACUGCUUCGCUAGGUCGGGAAUUACUCGGUGGGAAUGGAGUUUUAGGGGAUUAUCUGGUGGCAAAGGCUUUCGGUGACCUUGAACCCAUUUAUACAUACGAAGGGACGUACGACAUAAACACCUUAGUGACGGGGAGGGAAGUUACCGGGAUUGCGAGUUUCAAACCGCCAGCUUCACGGGGCCGUAGCCGUCUUUAAGGUUGUGCAGCGUUUGUUGCUGUUGGCUGUUAAUUAUAUUUACCUGGAGUACAAAGUGCGCCAAAUAAUAUUGGCAUCAAGGGACAUAUUGCAAUAAUGUAGGGUGGGAAUAUUCCUUUCGUAGACAUUUAAUGAAUUCAAGUAUGAAAUGAUAAAUUACUUUUCGGCUCUGAAUGGAAAAAGUAUAUUAAGCA
Molecule: messenger RNA, 1902 nt
Organism: Raphanus sativus (radish)
Lineage: Eukaryota; Viridiplantae; Streptophyta; Magnoliopsida; Brassicales; Brassicaceae
Product: acyl-coenzyme A oxidase 4, peroxisomal
Exons: 15
Coding region: 383-1708 (441 amino acids)
Biological process (GO): fatty acid beta-oxidation
Cellular component (GO): peroxisome
Molecular function (GO): flavin adenine dinucleotide binding; acyl-CoA dehydrogenase activity
Source: RefSeq, a predicted model, not a curated record